AUGGGCAGAGGUGCUCGUGACAAGGACGAAGUGAUCCCAGCCACUGCACCUCGCGCCGUGCGCUCAGUGUCUGUCCGCCCGCUCUUGCCCACGCGCGCGCGCGGCGCGUCGAUCCUUUCACACGUGCAGAAGGCAAAGGCUAGCCGGCGCAGCCUGUCCAGAGCCGUGCCGACGCUCACGUCAUCGCACAAGUCCAGCACCUUCCCGAGGCUAACGAACCACUAUGAGCUUGAGGACAAGACACGUCGUACGAGCCAUUGGGUCGUGCCGCCCAAAGAAAAACAUGCGCUCGUGCGUGCAUGGCUCGUUAGUCGCUGCGGUGAUGGCCUGGAUAAUGCGGAUAAGGCGUGGCUUGGCCGUCAUCGCUUGCGCCGCGAGAACCGGGACGAGCGCAAGCUCGUGGACGAAGGCCGCGAGCUGUAUGACCUGCUUGUCCGUGCUCAUGGAAAAUAUCACGUUCAUGCGACGAAGACAUGGAGGAGAGUUCGAGAGAGAUACGUUGGCCCUUCGAAGGACUUUGUUGCCAAGUGGGUUCGACUUUGCCCCACAUGUCACAAGCGAUGCAAGUAG
This is a messenger RNA of Peniophora sp. CBMAI 1063, 570 nucleotides long. NCBI's taxonomy places the organism in Eukaryota, Fungi, Basidiomycota, Agaricomycetes, Russulales, Peniophoraceae. The record is from the annotation of a GenBank genome assembly.